Molecule: messenger RNA, 9927 nt
Organism: Musca domestica (house fly)
Lineage: Eukaryota; Metazoa; Arthropoda; Insecta; Diptera; Muscidae
Gene: unc-13
Exons: 3
Coding region: 520-9648 (3042 amino acids)
Biological process (GO): neuromuscular junction development; synaptic transmission, glutamatergic; synaptic vesicle priming
Cellular component (GO): terminal bouton; presynaptic membrane; neuromuscular junction
Molecular function (GO): calmodulin binding; syntaxin-1 binding; calcium ion binding
Source: RefSeq, a predicted model, not a curated record
GACACACAAUUUUUACAUCGUUGAGAACGAACAAGAACGUACGAGGAAGAAACGCAAAUAUUAAAAUUAAAGUGAGCCGUUUAACAGCAAUGUGCAAAAAUAAUCGGGGAAAAGCCUUAGCUUUGUGUAAUGUGUCGCUGUUUUAAAUUGUUGCGAGAAUUUGCAGGUGGUGUGAGAAAAAUAGAAAAAAGAUGGUAACAGUCAACGCAAUGAGACGACGUCGUAGACGAUAUAAUUAUUCUCGUCAGAUCUGUAAAAAAAUUGUCCAUAAUAAAUCUCGUGUGGAAAAGUGUCUAUCUAUACAAUUAAGAGAGGCCACUCAACACGUAUGUAUGAAAAAUUCGACCAAUUUUAAAUUUGCUCUAAGGAUACUUUGGAAAACUGGCAGCAUAAUCUCAAAUCGAAUUAUUAGUAUCUGCAGCAGCUUUUAAUGCAUCAGAAGUUGAAGAUACAACAGAUUGUAGGAAAAAUCAACAUCUAAGAUUGUUGCAUAGCUAAGGAUAUUUACCAAGCUUUAGAAUGUGGUACGACAUGAACUAUAGCCACUCAAGGGAAAGCAAUGCCAGUAUACAUCCCUACUUUGAAGAAAAUUCCUGCAUGACGCCUAUGACUACCUCAGCGACAGCAGCAACGUCUUUAUAUAAAAAUCACUCUAGUCUUCAAGACGCUAUGGGUACGCUAUCAACAACAACACUCAACAUGCCAUAUAACAAGUAUUAUACAAGUGAUGUUGCACGAAGUCGUUCGAGUAGUAGAGCAACGGAUUACUGCGAUUCGAGUACGUACUACGAUCACUACAUGAUGGAACCACGUCCACAUACUGCGAUGCAAAUGCAGUCGACAAUGAGCUAUGGGGAUUAUGGGUUCAAUACCGAUAGUAAUAAAUUACCAUCAUACAGUGAUUCAAUAUCAACUGCGACAACACUAGCAUAUGAACAGAAACUACAGGAUUUACAAAAACGUCGGCAAUCAAUUAUAUUAGCGAUGACUACUGCAUCGGUUAUAGCUAGCGGCGAGACACGUAUUCCACAACAUCUUUUGAAAAAAUCUGAACAUUCAACGAAAUCAACCGCGCCUGCAACAUACGCAGGUACCGCAGAUUACGUAUUGCCAACAUCAGAGCAUCCUAACUCAUUCGAUGUCUCGUAUUCGUAUUCCGAUAGUGGAUACACCGUCAAUAGUAACCCUGAUACUAUUAAUGAUAUAAAAACUCGUUCCUAUACAACCGUAAAAUCCAGUAUAGCAGACGGCUUAUCUUCUUUACCCAUAGCUGCUCCUACAACGCUUUUAUUGUCCUCAUCAUCCCCGAUCGUGUCGUCCGACAAUAUAAAGUAUAUAAGCGACAUAUCGACAACAGGAACAUCAGUAUUUGAACCAACUUUCUCAUCUUAUGGAAAAUUGCCAAAGAAAUUGCCCAGUACACCGCAAUCAUCAAGCAAGAGUAAAAUUAAACAAUUGCCUCAGUCCCCCACAAUAAUGCAGAAAUCGCCAGCAAUUAGUCUACUGUCAAACACCCCAACUAUAUUUGAUUCAAAGAAAGACAAUUCAUUGAUUAGUAGCUCAAAUGGAUCAAAAUCAGCAUCAUAUUUGCCUUUCACCCAGAGUGAUGUUUCAUCACCCUCAUACUUAAACAAAAUUUCAACGUCAGACCAAAUAGCGCUGUCAACAAACAACACUUCAGUCGAUAAUAUUGAAAGUAAUAGUAAGCGCCUUGUGUUUAACACCAACUAUAGGGGUAAUUACGAUAAUAACUUUAAUCAAAAUAACAAUUUUUAUGACAAUGAUAUGGGCAGCACCUACUACGAUAAAUUCGCAGACGAAUUAAGACCAACAUAUGACAGCGAACAUGUGGAUGAGGGACUAUCUGACGAUUUUGUAGAGGAUUCAGUUUUAGUGCCCACAUCACCGUCCAUGGAUCACCUUCGCAAGGAUCUACCUGAAAGAACGUCAGCAAUGUUGCCAGAGACUUCCAUCUUUCCCGAAACAUCAUAUAAAUUUGAUUCAGAUAAUUUAUUGCCAUUAACAUCAAAUACAUCAGUCAGUACAAUAUCAGCCAUAGAUUUGCCAUCACGCACUAAAUAUUCAUCAACAGAAGACGGGUUGGAAUAUAUAAACAAAUCGAAUUCCACUUUUGAUGAGGUUUUCACUGAAUCGUUGACAAUAUCCACUCCCAAAUACGUGGAUCCGAUCGAUUUCAUAUACACUAGCAGCGCUGGUAACAGUAAAUCAGCAGAAAUUUCUCAUUCUGUUCCUAGCUCAUAUCAUAAAGAAGAUCAUGUAGAAUAUUCCACAUUGCCAUCAUCAACCAUUAUGUUUCCGGAUAUAACAUCAACUCCAGUAGUAAAUGAUACAGAACAUGUGAAAAAUGGAUAUGGUAGCAAAAACGUUGAUGAUCAAACAAAAUUCAGUUCAGCUAGGUCUAGUAGUUUCAAAGCAUUUCAAGGUGAUAGUCCUAGUUGUAGCGUCGUAGACCAUGCCUCUUACACGUGUUCGUCCACCACAUUGUCAAGCCUUACAACGACAACUGUAUCAUCAUCCAUUAAAUGUAAUGCGUUGCCAUCUUCAGAUUAUUUUAAUUCUACAAAAACCAAUAUUGCUAGCAUAUUAGAAGCACGCCCUUGGGAGCCACCUUCAUAUUUAAAGCUUUACAGCGACAAUUUUGAAGAGUAUUUAAAUUCGACGAAGGAGUAUAGUUUGACCACAACUGCAGUCACCGCAACAGCUGACUAUACAAAGCCACUAUAUUUGGACUCGCCAUUGUCAAUAACUUAUUCGCCACUCAAAAGUUCCAAUUUUUUGGCGAAAUCCGAUAGCAAUGACGAAGAGACGAAAACCUCUUCGUCGAAUCAAGAUGAUUUAGUUAAAACACCUGCCGAUGUACCAACUUUCCCUCCGACAUCCUCCCACUCCAUCACCACAUUGCCCAAUACGGGAACCAUAUCCACUAAAGCGGAAACGGAGAGCUUGAAAAUUUCUACAAUCUCUCCAGCUAUAUCAUUUGAUUCAACAAUAACGGACACAAAAGAAUUACCCGCUUAUAUAACAGAUUUUCUGUUUACGUCGUCCUUAAGUGAUACAAAUGAUUACUUCAACACAUAUAAAAUAACUGAUACCGAAACCAUUGCGACUGUCGAUGUAAAUAUUGCUGAGAAAGAUUUAGUUAAUAAAAACGACGUUGAGGAUUAUUUUAGCACAUUUACCUUGGCAAAUUCAGAGGAUAAAAAGACGAUGUUUAUAGAGACCGCAAUGUCUCCAGAAUAUACAAAAAUUGAGAACGAUGUUCCUCCGGCAACUGAAACAUUAACAACUGCAACAUCAGUAACAAUAUCGGAACACAACGAUGCCUAUUCUACAUCAUCUACCUUUUCAUACUCUACAGAUACGUUGCUACCAAAGGUCGAUUUUGACGACAGUUUCUAUAAUAGUUUUAAUGUCGAUCUUACAUCAUUGAUAGUGGAUACAUCAUCUACUGCUAGCUCAAUCAGUGAAUCCAAAGCGGGACUAACCACCACAAAUACCAACAGUAAUAUCAUCGUUUCCACCACGGCUACCACUAGUUGUUUUAAUGUAGAGAGCUCCCAAGUGGCUUCAUUUUCAUCUAAUGCUGGUCUAACAUCAACAAAUGACGCAGAAGAUACCAAAAAAUCUCUUUACAGUACGAGUUCUAUUGGUAACAGUGAAUCAGCUCUUAGUGGCUAUUAUAAACCGCCGACUUUGAAUUCUGUAACAUCGAAUGCUACUACUGCUUCGGCAGUUAGUAAAGCUUCCAGUAUGCUUGGUGGUCUAUCACAAAGCUUGAAGGGGGGUUUAGAUAACGUACUGGCGGCAGAUGCCGGCAGUAACAACGAUUCGCAGCAGCCUACUUCUUCAAAGAAGGGCUUCGGUUUUGGAUUAGCUUCCAAACUGGUGCCUAAUGUUGGCAGUUUACUAGCAGCAGCAACAAAAUCGACCGCCUCCCCUACAACAUCAACCCAAUCUACUAAUAGCAAUACCGUAUCAUCAUCUAUCACUAUGCAAAGUGAUAUAUCUUCCAAAUCUUUACAGGUUGAUUCUUACGAUCAUCUUAUUACAAAAGAGAAUUACAAUACAGCAUCCUUUAUAACCGAGACCACAUGUAAUGAGGAAAUCUACAAUAAUAACGUUACCAAUGGCUUCAUCUUAAACAAUAAUUAUACGGAAGAAGCAAAUGCAUUUAAUGUCAUUUCGACUAUGAAUACGCCUGUUACUAGGGAUAUAGUUUCAUCAUAUGACGAACCACAUAUAACCAGUCAAGAUAAUGAAUAUUGUCAGGUGACAAAUAGUUAUGAUUACGUUCACGAUGAGAUAAACAUGACGAAUUCAGUUGACAAUGCAUACAGUAGUGAAUAUUCAACAUUUGCGGACAGUACUCAUUGUACUGGAGGAAAUGGAUAUAAUGAGUACGAUUAUGUUACUGCACCGGGAAGUUUUGGUAACGAAUCUAAAUUCGUUACUAGUUCAUCGACGCUUAAAUCGGAGAAUAUAGCCAGCAGUAUGACAUCCAGUGCCAGCGUUAAAAGUUCGAGUAGUUCAAUUCUCCCAUCUCUGACAAGCAUUACUUCACAUGUAUCAAAACCCGCUCCAACUACUACAACUACCAAAUCAAGUGGUGGAGGCGGCGGAAUGUUUGGUUCUCUUUUUGGAAAAGCUGCAGUAGCAAUGCAGACAGCAACUCAAGUGCUCAACCAGGGUGCAACUAUAGCUAGUACAAAGGUCCAAAAGAAUUUACAGUCAACAGGUGCUCCAACUGCACAAGAAGUAAAUGUAACAUCAUCAAACUCGAGAGAUAUUAAGCAACAAUCACAACCAAGCCAAAUAUAUUCAUCUUCUACAACAACAUAUUCAUCUUCAUCAGCAACAAAUCUCAAUGAAAAUAAUUAUGUUAAUGGUUAUACCACCCAACAAGAAAUUACAUCGCAACAAGAAAUGAAUAUUUGCGAUGGCGACAAUAUUCAAUAUGCAAACGGUAAUCAGCCCCCGAAACCAAUUAAUCAGCAAGUUAAACUAUUGCCGACUGUGCCAACAGCUGGAUCCACUGGCAAAAAACUGCCCAUCAUCAAUGGUAAAUCGGGAGUUUUAAUAAAACAACCUGCAGAGAUUUACGAUGACAGCGAAGAAGUUAUUACCAGCAAAUCUCUUCAGUUAAAGCGUACGCCGAGUUACGACAUCGAUAAUGGACAGGAUGAUUACUAUAUGGAUGUCCAGCACUCAGCACAAUCGUCGACAAUACAUGUGUCUACAAAUGCUUAUUAUGAACACGCAAAUGGAGGUUAUGAUUACCAAGAUGAUUAUUUUGAGGCAGAUGAUGAAUAUAAAUCAAUGGAAAUUUCGGAAAACCAAGAAUCACAUAAAAUAGCUCCAACUAAAAGAAAAUCUUUACCACAUGUGCCAGAGGAACCUGAAUAUCAUCAGCCAAACGAAAAUACUGAGAACUACAUUGACGAUUUAUGUCCUAGUGAUGGCAGUGGCAAUUAUGAAGAAAGCUCAAACGAUAGUGCUAAAAGUUCUGUCAAUAAUCAACAACUGACAACAAAUCCACUUCCGCCACACAUAAGUGAUACAUUGGAACCAAAAACAACUAUGUCUAAUCAGCAGUAUGCACAUCAACAUAUGAAGAAACAAGAUAGUAUAAUAUUGGAGGAGGAUGAAGAAGAUGAGUUAUCUUCACUAGGGUUGCAUGAUACAGUUGGUUCCCCUUCGAAGUCACUAAGUCGAAAAUCUAGUAAUGUCGUUAUGAAUGACGAAGAUGAUGAGUUCCCAAUGAACGACAUGCAAAUUACCACAAAGAAUAUGUCAGGAAAAAAGAAAUUAAUGCGCGGUGAGACAGAAGAAGUAGUAAGUGGUCAUAUGCAAAUAUCGAAGAGAAAGCCUGAAAUAACGGCUAUUAAACGUUGGCACUGGGCUUAUAACAAAAUUAUAAUGCAGCUUAACAACGGAAGUGGUCCUGGUUCGGUGGGAAUGAGAAUCAAUGGGCACCCCGGAGAUAAUCCCUUCUACAGUAAUAUUGAUAGUAUGCCAGAUAUAAGACCACGCCGAAAAUCUAUACCACUCGUGUCUGAAAUAACAAUGGCCGCUAUAAAACGUAAUGCUGGCCUUACCUCAGCUGUUCCAAGAGCCACUUUAAACGAUGAAGAAUUGAAAAUGCAUGUAUACAAGAAGGCUUUACAGGCGUUAAUCUACCCCAUUUCUUCAACAACUCCUCAUAAUUUUGUUCUUUGGACAGCAACUUCUCCUACAUACUGUUAUGAAUGUGAAGGGUUGUUAUGGGGAAUAGCUCGACAGGGCGUUCGUUGCACUGAAUGUGGGGUUAAGUGUCAUGAGAAAUGUAAAGAUCUCUUAAAUGCCGAUUGUCUACAAAGAGCCGCAGAGAAAAGUUCGAAACACGGAGCAGAAGACAAGGCACAUUCUAUAAUAACUGCCAUGAAAGAGCGAAUGAAACAACGCGAAGAAGAGAAACCCGAGAUAUUUGAACUAAUACGUGCUGUCUUCAAUAUAGAGGAAAAGAGUCAUACAGGUCAUAUGAAAGCAAUGAAACAAAGCGUAUUAGAUGGUACCAGUAAAUGGUCCGCCAAAAUAGCCAUUACAGUGAUAUGUGCUCAAGGCUUAAUAGCGAAGGAUAAAAGCGGUACCAGUGAUCCCUACGUGACCGUUCAAGUCAGUAAGGUUAAAAAACGCACACGUACAAUGCCACAAGAACUAAACCCAGUUUGGAAUGAAAAAUUCCACUUUGAGUGUCACAAUUCAUCUGAUCGAAUAAAAGUCCGUGUUUGGGAUGAAGACAAUGAUCUUAAAUCAAAAUUAAGACAAAAACUUACCAGGGAGUCCGAUGAUUUCUUAGGUCAAACAAUUAUUGAAGUCCGUACAUUAUCAGGUGAGAUGGACGUGUGGUAUAAUUUAGAAAAGCGCACUGACAAAUCCGCAGUUUCCGGAGCUAUUCGUCUGCACAUAUCAGUUGAAAUAAAAGGCGAAGAAAAAGUUGCCCCUUACCACGUGCAAUACACAUGCCUACAUGAAAAUCUGUUCCACUAUCUCUGUGAGCAAAAUAAUGGCAUGGUAAAAUUGCCACAGCAAAAGGGUGACGAUGCUUGGAAAUUGUAUUUUGAUGAGAUACCUGAGGAAAUUGUAGACGAGUUUGCUAUGCGUUACGGCAUAGAAAAUAUAUACCAAGCUAUGACGCACUUUCAUUGCCUGUCAGCCAAAUAUUUAUGUCCUGGUGUGCCAGCAGUUAUGAGUACGCUUUUGGCGAAUAUAAAUGCAUAUUACGCUCAUACGACUGCUUCAUCCGCCGUAUCUGCUAGUGACCGCUUUGCAGCAAGCAAUUUUGGAAAAGAGAAAUUCGUCAAACUUCUCGAUCAGUUGCAUAACUCUUUACGAAUUGACUUGUCCAUGUAUCGUAAUAACUUCCCAGCUUCCAGCCCUGAAAAACUAAUGGAUCUGAAAUCUACUGUCGACUUGUUAACAAGUAUUACAUUUUUCCGAAUGAAGGUGCAGGAACUUUCAAGUCCACCACGAGCUAGCACAGUCGUUAAAGAUUGCGUUAAAGCUUGUCUUAGAUCCACUUAUCAAUUUCUUUUCGAAAACUGCUACGUAUUAUACAACAGGGAAUUUCAGGUGGAUCCAAACGAGGCGAAGCGUGAAUCUGACGACCAUGGACCAAAAUUGGAUAGUGUUGAUUUUUGGCACAAACUAAUCGCCUUGAUAGUCUCUGUGAUUGAUGAAGAUAAGAAUAGCUACGGCGCCGUUCUGAAUCAAUUUCCGCAAGAACUUAAUAUAGGACAACUGUCUGCUGCCACCAUGUGGAGUUUGUUUGCCGUUGAUAUGAAAUAUGCACUGGAGGAACAUGAACAGCAUAGACUAUGCAAAUCUUCUGCCUAUAUGAAUUUGCAUUUUCGCGUAAAGUGGUUGUAUAGCAACUACGUUAAAGAAGUUCCUCCACAUAAAGGUGCAGUACCAGAAUACCCAGCUUGGUUUGAACCAUUUGUUAUGCAAUGGCUUAAUGAAAAUGACGAUGUGUCGCUUGAAUAUCUUCACGGUGCCUUCAAUCGCGAUAAAAAAGACGGAUUCCAAAGAAGUAGCGAGCAUUCUCUUUUUUCAAAUUCGGUAGUAGACGUUUUCACACAACUAACACAAUGCUUCGAUGUUGUUAGCAAGCUCGAGUGUCCUGAUCCUGAAAUAUGGAAACGUUACAUGAGACGCUUCGCUAAAACUAUCGUGAAGGUGUUAAUUGCUUAUGCUGAUAUUGUUAAAAAAGAAUUUCCCGAACACACAAAGGAUGAAAGAGUUGCAUGUAUUCUCAUGAAUAAUAUUCAGCAGCUUCGUGUACAAUUGGAAAAAAUGUUUGAAUCUAUGGGUGGUGAUAAGUUAGAAGAAGAUGCUGCCAACAUUCUUAAGGAGUUGCAACAAAACCUUAACUCCGCUCUCGAUGAAUUGGCGUCACAGUUCGCUAUUAGUUUGGAGCCUCGCAUUACGCAGUCAUUACGAGAACUUGGAGAUUUGUUACUCGCUGUAAAAGGAAAUUCUACAGGCGAUAAAAUCAAUAGCAAUGUAGUUGCUGUGGAGGCCGAUGAAGUUCUUCGCCCACUAAUGGAUCUUUUAGAUGGAUCAUUAACACUUUAUGCCCAGUCUUGCGAAAAAACAGUUUUGAAACGACUCUUAAAGGAAUUAUGGAAAAUUGUGAUGCGAACUUUGGAAAAAACAAUUGUUUUGCCGCCAAUGACGGACAAAACAAUGAUGUUUAAACAUCUGACAGAUAAUGCCAAAAACCUCGCUUCUAAUGCCAAAAUUGAAGAUAUGGGCCGCCUGUUCAAAUCGCAUAUGGCUGGGAAACAAGACGUAAAAAGUGCUUUGAGCGGAGUCAUGGAUAUUUCAAAAGAAGUUGAAAAAAAUCUCUCACCGAAACAAUGCGCAGUACUUGACGUGGCCUUAGACACAAUUAAACAGUAUUUCCAUGCAGGUGGAAACGGUCUAAAGAAAACAUUCCUCGAAAAGUCUCCUGAAUUACAAAGUCUGCGCUAUGCAUUGAGCCUUUAUACACAAAUGACAGACACUUUAAUUAAAACGUUUAUAUCAUGUCAAAUUCUAGAUCCUGACCCGGAAGAAGAGAGCGUUGGAGAAAUAUCAGUACAAAUUGAUUUGUAUUCCCAUCCAGGUACCGGUGAAUUCAAAGUGAACGUAAAAGUUGUGGCCGCUAAUGAUCUCAAAUGGAAUAUACCAUCCGGAAUGUUUCGACCUUUUGUUGAAAUAAAUUUAAUCGGUCCAAAUUUACAGGAUAAAAAACGCAAAUUCGCAACAAAAUCUAAGUCCAAUAACUGGUCGCCAAAAUACAACGAAUCAUUUAAUUUUACUAUUGGUACUGAGGAACAACUUGAUUUUUUCGAAUUGCAUAUUUGCGUCAAAGAUUAUUGCUUUGCCAGAGAUGAUCGCUUAGUUGGUGUGGCAGUUAUACCGCUUAAAGAUAUUCUGGAGAAGGGUUCUCUUUCCAGUUGGCUGCCGUUACAGAGAAGAAUCCAUAUGGAUGAGACUGGUUGGACCAUUUUACGCAUACUCUCACAGCGCAAUAACGAUGAAGUCGCUAAAGAGUUUGUAAAGCUUAAAUCGGAAAUUCGACAAGAACCAACUGCAGGCACUUAAAAAAUUAUCGAUGCAUACAAUAUAUUAUAAAAUAUAAGCAAACAUACGGGAAAUAUCAUUUAACCUAUAACUUAAAUUCGUUGAUUGUAAGAAAAUAAUUUAAAAUCUUUAAACUCAGCAACGUUCACUUUGAUUGAUAUUGUUUAAGCUCUCUUAAUAUACAUCCCAUUAUUUAUUUCAUUGUAUAUAAGUAAUAAAAUACAUAUUUAUUUAAUAUAUCAAAUAAGAGUUUGUCGUAUUCAUAGUUAAAAAAAUAAAAUCACAAUUUUCAUUAUUUAA